Molecule: messenger RNA, 11989 nt
Organism: Saccostrea cuccullata (small rock oyster)
Lineage: Eukaryota; Metazoa; Mollusca; Bivalvia; Ostreida; Ostreidae
Exons: 30
Coding region: 1-11841 (3946 amino acids)
Cellular component (GO): membrane
Molecular function (GO): protein binding; calcium ion binding
Source: RefSeq, a predicted model, not a curated record
AUGAGAGGAGCAGACGUUAAUUCCGACUACCACAUGUUACUAGCCAAAGUGAAAAUCAAACUGGCAAAGAAUGCAAAAAUUGAGAAAAUGAAAUUAAAGUACAAUGUAGACAAACUGAAAAACCUGACUGAUAAGGACAUAUUCCAAUUAGAACUGAGGAAUAGAUUCAGUGCACUAUACAGCGAGGAUCAAGAACUAGAUAUUGAGGGUAAUGUGGAUUCAUUGGAAUUAGCCAACGGGGAAUCCAAUGUCAUUACUUUGGAGAGUGGACAACAAACAUCCAUUCGUCUGGUGUUUCAUGCUACCAGUGUCUCUUCGUAUUCGUUUUCAGCUGUUUUGGAUAUUGGAAAAGCUCUGGAUAACUCCUCAGCUACCAUAAAUAGUUCAAAUAUGACGAUUCUCUACGUCAUCCAGGCAUCCUACAUGAUGGAAUUGAGUUAUGGGGAGUACAACGUCAAUUUUACGUUAACCUGCGAUGAAGAUUCAGUUACAAAAAAUAUGGUUUUGGUAUACGAAGAAAGAAUAUCAGGUUUUAUGAUCACAACCAAUUCUCCAAAAUUUCUAGUGAAUACAGAAGGAAUCAUUGAGGCCUCAAUUUCCAGUGGAUCGAACGUACUUAUUGAAUGGACAUGGGACACAAAUCAUUCUUGUAUCUAUGAUUUGAAUGGAAAUGGAUCUCGAUCAUUCAGCAUUAAUCUGAACUUUACAAAACUGGGAGAAUUCAACGUAUCGUUUAGUGCCAACAAUGGAAUAUCAAAUUAUUUCACGUUUGUCGUUGUGGAGGUUUCACACGGCGUUAGUGUACAGUGUCCAUUUUUGUCCUGGGUAAGCGAAGAAGCAAACAUUACAAUAAAAAUGUUGCCCUCCUCGAACUUACAGGAACCUAUUCAGCGAAGGUUGACUUAUGGAGACGGCAGCGAUGCUGACAUAGCCGAUCUGUCAAGUUCGCAUAUGCGAACUUCUGGAAUGGUAUCCACUAAGCGAUAUACAGAUGUUGGAAAUUUCACAGUUUCAGCUCUCUUUUUUACUGAAGCAGGCGAUUUCAAUCUCACAUGCAAAAUUCUCGUCUGUGAAAAAAUAAAUGCUUCACUUAGUUUUGACAGUUACACAAAUGACAACCCGGUAGUAUUUCAUUUUAUAAACAAACCAAGAUUUAAUUUUGACUAUGCUGUGGACUUUGGAAACGGAGUUUUAAGAGAGAGCACAGACACGGUCUUAAAUGAGCCAUACAACAUUCAGCCGUUUACCCAUACUUACAACGAUUCUGGAGUCUACAACAUUACAUCUACCAUUUGCACUGAAUGCACUUGCAUUACGAACAGUUACAUCAUCAAUAUCCUUUGUAAUGUGGAUUCAUUGGAAUUAGCCAACGGGGAAUCCAAUGUUAUAACUUUAGAGAGUGGACAACAAACAUCCAUUCGUCUGGUGUUUCAUGCUACCAGCGGCUCUUCGUAUUCGUUUUCAGCUGUUUUGGAUACAGGGAAAGCUCUGGAAAAUUCCUCAGCUUCCAUAAAUAGUUCAAAUAUGACGAUUCUCUACGUCAUCCAGGCAUCCUACAUGAUGGGAUUGAGUUAUGGAGAGUACAACGUCAAUUUUACAUUAACCUGCGAUGAAGAUUCAAUUACCAUGAAAAAUAUGGUUUUGGUAUACGAAGAGAGAAUAUCAGGUUUUAUGAUCACGACCAAUUCUCCAAACUUUCUAGUGAAUACAGAAGGAAUCAUUGAGGCCUCAAUUUCCAGCGGAUCGAACGUACUUCUUGAAUGGACAUGGGACUCAAAUCAUUCUUGUAUCUAUGAUUUGAAUGGAAGUGGAUCUCGAUCAUUCAGCAUUAAUCUGAACUUUACAAAACUGGGAGAAUUCAACGUAUCGUUUAAUGCCCAUAAUGGAAUAUCAAAUUAUUUCACGUUUGUCGUUGUGGAGGUUUUACACGGGGUUAGUGUAGAGUGUCCAUUUUUGGCUUGGCUUAGCGAAGAAACAAACAUUACAUUUAAAAUGUUGCCUUCGUCGAACUUACAGGAACCUAUUCAGCGAAGGUUGACCUAUGGGGACGGCAGCGAUGCUGACAUAGCCGAUCUGUCAAGUUCGCAAAUGCGAACUUCUGGAAUGGUAUCCACGAAGCGAUAUACAGAUGUUGGUAAUUUCACCGUUUCAGCUCUCUUUUUUACUGAAGCAGGUGAUUUCAAUCUCACAUGCAAAAUUCUCGUCUGUGAGAAAAUACAUGCCUCACUUAGCUUUGACAGUUAUACAAAAGACAACCCGGUAGUAUUUGAUUUUACCAACAAACCAAGCUUUAAUUUUGACUAUGCCGUGGACUUUGGAAACGGAGUUUUGAGAGAGAGCACGGACACAGUCCUAAAUGAACCAUACAACAUUCAGCCGUUUCCCCAUACUUACAACGAUUCUGGAGUCUAUAACAUUACAUCUACCAUUUGCAACGAAUGCACUUGCACUACGAACAGUUACACCAUCAAUAAAUUUUCUGGUAUUACUUUGUUUGAUGUAGCCAAUGGAGGCUCUGAUGUUGUCCAUUUACCAAACGGUGGACAAUCAACAAUAAAUUUAAUCUAUGAUACACAAGAUGCUUCUGCUACUUAUUCAUUAACUGCGGAUAUUACAUCUGAGACAAUGCUGGACACAACAGCGGCUUCUAUUGUGGAAAGUAACAAAACAGUGACGUUUAUCAUGUCUUCUUCAUCCAUGAAUACUCUUCAAUAUGGACAAUACGAAUUGAUUUUAUACCUGAAACAGACAAUUAGCAAUUUCUCUGAUACAGUCUCCAAGAAAUUGUUAUUAGGUUAUGAAGAGGCAAUAACAACUACUCAGGUUUUUGUUUCUCCGCAUUUGGUUGUGGAUGAAAUCUCUUUCUUUCAUGCUACUUUGGAUGGAUCUAACGUCGUCACUGAAUGGUUUAUUAACACAAACACCUCAUAUAUCUAUAAGCAUGAAGGCACAGGACAGCGAACGAUAACAGUAAAUUUCACAAUUUCAGUCGGAGGCCCUGUCAAUGUCACUGUAAUUGCUGCUAAUUUUGUAUCAAGAAAAAUAAACUACACGAUGACAAAAGCGCUUCACAGAAUCCAUGGGAUGACCAUGAAGGCUCCUGUAACUCUCCUGGAAACCAGACAAUUAGUAACCUUCAAUUUAACACUUGAUUCGUUGGCCUUGCAGCCCCAAGGUGAAAUGAAUAUUACCAUAGAUUAUGAUGAUGGGUCCAGUUUUGAAACAUAUCAUGUAUAUGGGGAAUCGACAUUAACAUCAAUGCAAACGAAUGGAUUUCAGUUUGAUCACACCUUUAAUAAACAAGGCAACUAUACCGUCAAGGCAACACUUGAAACGGAAGUUGAUUUAAAAUUGUACACAACAAUAAUAUACAUUUGGGACAAACUUGAUAAUGUUAGCUUACUCUGCAAUAAAUUCUAUGCUAAGGUAAAAGAGGAAAUAACAUUAUCUUUUUCCAAUGUUCCUAAUUCAAAUUUUCAGUAUUUAAUCGAGUAUGACGAUGGAACGAUCAGACAGAACAACGCAAGUGAGCUUUUUUGGGAUCCCUGGCCUUUGCCUUUAUGGAAAAAAGCUUAUAGUUCACCUAGUAUAUACAACGUGAGGGCAAGGAUGUUUAAUCCAUUCUACACCAAGUCUGUGACACUGGUCAUCAAAGUAGAACAUCCAAUAUUACCAAACGAAUUUACACUAACCCCAGUAGAGGAAGAGAUACCCAUACCAGAUGGAACGCAAACAUUCACACUGAGCUACAACAGCACUCAACCGCCUCCAACAGAUGUAUUCUGUACUUUCAACUUUGGAGAUGGUUACCUGGAGGCCAAUGUUUCCUCAGUCAUUACGAGAUAUAAUCCUAUUGUGAAAACACAUACUUAUACAUCUAGUGGUGUAUAUAGUGUUCUUUUUUCCUGUUUUAAUCAUAUAAGCUCUAUGAACAAGUCUUCAAGUUUAACUGUUCAAUCAUUCGUAUUGUCCGAUUUUAUAAUCGAUUAUGGAAACAAACUAAAACUGAUGAAUAUGACGAAAGUUCCAUUUACACCAAACGAAACUUACAGACAUACAGCAAUAUCUAAACCGUUGCCAGUGGAUGUCAAAUUCCGCAUAUUUUUGAAAAAUUGUUCAAAAAUGCCAAAUAAUAUAAUUGUAGAAUGGAACUUUGACGACGGAGUUAUUGGUGCAGGUCCACAAAGGUCUUUUUUUAAAACACACAAAUUUACUCAAAGGAAGAAUCAUUCCAUGGUUUUUACGUUUAAAAAUACUAUAGAUAACACAGAAUAUUCAUUUCAUUAUUGGAUUCAGAUGGGAAUCGUCCAAUUCACGGCGGAUAGACAGUCCGGUAUAAUUUCUCAAACAACAUUUCAGCUGUCUGCUUUCGGAAUGAAUAGUGCAACAAAUAUGUUCGAUCCCGACUCUAAACAGGUUACAAUGCACAACGAUGCAAAUAUAGCCUACGUCACUUACAUGUCUUAUGGAACAUUUCUCCCAAGUGUGAUUGUACAAAAUGAUACCAUGGUGGAGGAGGUGUGCUUACAGGUGCCAAUAAAAGUAGAUUAUGUUAUACAAAACAAAUUGUCACUUUCUGUUCCUAAUGCAACAGUCCUUUUACCACCCGGUGACGUAGAAAUUACAAUUACGCCAGUACAGCCUUUUCCAUUUGUUACGUGUUCUUUUACAUCGGGAGAUCUGAUUGAUAAAAAAGAACAUUCCAAAACAGCAAACAUAACUCCGUCAGAACCAAUGAUUAUUAGGUAUAAGUAUCAAACUUUGGGAAAGCAUAAUUUAACAUUCCAUUGUUCAAAUUAUGCUGAAGAAUUGAUUUUUGAUAUUGCAACUUUAUACGUUCAUAAUCCUUGUUUCUCUAAUCAUGGAAUAUUUGAUCGGAACUACGCUACUUACGAAAAUCCAAUGAAAGCAUAUACGUCCAGAGAUGUUUUUGUUUCAAGCAGAAUGCAAGUUAUAUGUAUUGGAAAAACAGCAGGGUUUCAGUGGGAUAUGUUUAGAUGUUUAAAUGAAACUAACAAACCAGUUUUCAAUUACGUUAGUCCAAUGAGUCCUUUACAAGGUACAAAUGUUUAUGAGCAUGGAAAAAUUCCACCAGGCAUCUAUCACAUCACAUUAAAUGUUUCACUUGAAGGGACAUGGCUUAAGGAAAAUAUGUUUAUUUCGUUUAUAAAACCUCCACCGUAUGCGUUCAUCAUAGGUGGAACAAAGAUAGCUGCGAAAAUCAACGAAGAGACGAUAGGGGUUGAUGCCUUAACAGGAUCCUAUGAUGCAGCCAAGGGAUAUGGAAAUAAUGAAGACCUUACAUUUACUUUCCAGUGUGAAGCCUUUCCGUCCAAUGAUUUCAAAGAAAUAGAGGAUUCUUUCAACGACAAAACCAAAAGCAAGGACUUGUGUACUCUGACUGGAAAUGAAAGAGGAAAGCGUAUACUAAACAUAACGACAGCGAAUGGUUACGCAGUCACUGUGAAUGUCAGUGAUGGUCAAAAGUUCUCCUCUUUUACACAGUUUCUCAGUAUCCUUCCGGGAAAUCCUCCUGACGUCAUUUUGGUCUGCAGUAUAAACUGUGCCGAAAAAUACGCCAUAACAUCGAAGAUGAAUGUUUACGCUCAGUGCCGGGACUGUGCGCCCGAUGAAACGCUUCUAUUCUCUUGGAAGCUCAUGAAAGUGACGAGUGGGACAGAAGAAAUAGUUGAUAAUUUUGAGGACUUAACAGCAACAGGACUUAACACAGCAACGAUGGUUAUUAAAGAAAAUUCAUUUGAGUCCGGGAAUCGCUAUAUUUUGCAACUCAAUGUGUCCUCUACGGCAGCAAAACGAAUGGGGUUCAGUAUUGUUGCAAUGGAUAUUCGGACCAACUAUCCACCAUACAACGGCAACUGCAAAGUCGAACCAGAUGAAGGAAGGGCUAUGAACGAUUCCUUUGAUGUGCUUUGUGAGGACUGGGUCGAUGAGGGAUCCAGUGAGUCACGUGACAUUUCAAAAGACAAAGAUGCUCAGGAACCAUUGGUAUAUCUCUACGAAGUACUGACUAAUUCAAGCGAUCCAGUAACAAAACGUGAAAUUUACAGAGGAGGAGAAAGUUCUGCCAUCAAUAUGCAACUACCUCUCGGACUAAAAGAACUUAACUAUACACUGGAAAUAAGAGUAUACAUAUUUGAUCGAUUCGGGGAUGCCAAUACGACAACUACUUACGUCAGGGUCAGACCUCUAGAAAACAUACUUCCUAAAGAUGACAAAGACACAGCAGGCUUAAACAAACUUUUUGAUUCCUUCACAAAUCUUCUAAAUACAACGGAAGCUGGAGGGAAUGAUAUGGCAGUUGUUAGGCUUGUAAGUUCAGCCCUGUCGUAUUUCCAACAGGAAACGAAUGAGCCAGACAUCUCAGAUAAAAAUGAAGAGGGACAGGGAAAUCUAGUGGACAUCGAAGAGGAACCCGAGGAAGAGCCUAUAACUCCUGUGGUUAAGUUGUAUCAAGAGAAAGCCAAAGAAAUGGCUGGAGUCUUACUAAAAUCUGUAUCAUCCGAAAACAACACUAAAGUAUUCAAUCCCACUGACGCCCAGCAGAUAGCUGGUACUUUGAUGUCCGUCUCCAGUAAUUCUAAGUACAUCACAACAGAAAGUGCAGAAAAAUCAACUAAAGUAGCACAGACAAUAAUGGAAAGCGUAGUUAAAAAUGCAGAAGUAGUCCCGUUUCCCGUGGAGAGUAUCAAAAGUAUAGAGGGGGCUGUCACUAGUACUCUAACAUCCCUUGACAAAUUUAUCGAUUCACUGAUCCCCGAAGAAGUAUAUAGUCUUGACGAAGAAAUAUCGGAGGAAUCAGUAUACGAAGAGCUUGUAAAGGAGCAUAAAAGAAAUUCGCAACUUGAAGACCCUUCGAUUAAAAUGGAUCCUGUUGAUUUGAGAGAAAAAGCCAGGAAACGCUUUGCAAAGAUAAAAAAGAGAAUUGAAAAGCAAAGAGAAAUGGCUAAAUUUGCAAAGAAGACGGCAAAACUAAUCGAGAAAGCUUUAAGGGAUAUGGAAAAGAUCUCAUUAUUGCAACAAGAAGUAGGAGAAGGAGUUAAAACACUUCACCGCGGAGAUAUUAUUGUGGUGACAGAAAAGACCACGCUAGCUGAUGUUUUACUAAAGAACCAGUCCGAGUAUCAAGGUAUUCAACUGGAAAUAGUUGAAGAAAAUGUCAAUGUAUUAGAUACAAUCAACAAAACAACAUCAUUCUGGAACAACUCAGAAACAACCGAAAUGACGACUCCAAUGGAUGUUACAGGGUCGGAACCAACAGCAAUAUCAUCAAUAAAACCAUUAUCAACAACAUCAAUGACAACUGCAAACAACACCAUACUUUCAUUGUUAAACAUAACAUUAACUGAAACUACAACAGGAUCAUCAAUAAAGCCAUUAUCAAUAUCAUUACUGACAACUACAAACACGACCAUGCUUCCAUCGCUAAACACAACAUUAACUGAAACUACACCAGGAUCAUCAAUAAAGCCGUUGUCAACGUCAUUGCUGACAACAACUACAAACACGACCAUGCUUCCAUUGCUAAACACAACAUUAACUGAAACUACACCAGGAUCAUCAAUAAAGCCGUUGUCAACAUCAUUACUGACAACAAUUACAAACACGACCAUGCUUCCAUUGCUAAACACAACAUUUAUUGAAACUACAACAAAUUUAUCAACUGUCUCUGAGCUUCUGAAUGAGACACUGAGUGCCACCGUUUCACCUUUAUUGAAUUCCUCCGAUGCAAAAACGUCUUCAUUGACAAAUGCAAAUUCUGUUGUUAAAAUGCAGGUGUCUGUCAUCAAGAAAAACCCCUACAUGUAUGGAAAUGGUUCAUCCGGGAUAACAUCCUCAGUAAUUUCUGUCAAUACAGAUGGAAAAGUAGCCCCGAUUAUUAAAUUCAAAAAUAAGAAUUCAUAUCGUUAUUUGCAACGAUACACCCCAAAGACAAUUCCAAAAGAUCCAGAAAGAUUCUUCUAUUUUAAUACGGAAGUUAAACAUGAAGACGAUACCAUCAUGUUAUACUUUAAACCAGAAAAUAUUGACAUCAACAGCAAAAACCUAACUUUAUACACAGUUUUUGUCAGCAAAACAAAUUACCCAAGAGAAGCUGAAGAAAAGCAUGACUGGAAAAGACUAUUAUCUGUCCGGGACUGGACGGAGAACGGGUUCAGACUUGUCAUUCCACCCAAUACAUGUAUCAAAGGGACCUGUUUUAUUGGUUUGCAACCUGUUGAAGCAAAGACAGAAACAAAAUCAAGAAAAAGAAGGGCUGUGGACAACACUAUAAAUGAGACAACCACAAUGGUUUUAACAUCUGCUAAAACAGAUGCUACUACGCAGGAACCAGAUCUACCAGACUUCAAUCCGUCCGUUGCUAAUUUUUCUUUAGCCAUAGCGACCACUGCCUGUCGGACAUGGGAUGAAGAAGAAGAAGCUUGGGUGUCCACUGGAUGCACGGUUCUAGAUACAAGCACUUUGGAAGAGACAAACUGUCGAUGCCAGAAGACAAAAUCUAGUGGAUCCAUAUUUGCCACUACGUUUUACGUGCCUCCUAACGUUAUACACUGGGAUGUCGUCUGGAGCAGGAUGGAUCCUGAGAAUGCUGCAGUAUAUGGCACUCUGAUUGGUCUCUUCAUCAUAGCAAUCAUCUUAUUCGUGUUCCUAAGAAAAAAGGAUAAGCUGGAUCUAGAAAAGUGGACUGUCAAUUUCUUGGCGGACAGUGAUGCUUCAGACAAAUAUUUCUAUUUGAUAUCCGUUCAUACCGGCAUGAGGAGAGGUGCAGGUACAAAGUCUAACGUCAGCUUUGUUUUGAUGGGUGAGGAACUUAACACCGAGGUUCGCCAGCUCACAGACGGAAUUUCGGAGGGAUUCCAAACGUCAAGCAUCAAACAUUUUUUCAUGGGAACAGAAUUUUCACUCGGUGAUUUAACUUGCUUACAAAUAUCGCACGACAACGCAGGGUCAGGGGAUUUUCAGAGCUGGUACCUGAACAAAGUCGUCAUUGAUGAUGUGCAAACACGCAAAAGAUACGUUUUCCUUUGUGAGCGAUGGCUGUCCCUAGAUCACGAUGAUAGUGCGGUGGAAUAUACCAUUCCUGUUUGUGAACAAGAAAGUCUUCUCUCGUUUAUUAAUCUGUUUUCCCAGCAUGCACAAAAGAGCGUCACUGAAAACCAUCUCUGGUUGUCAAUAUUCAUCAGACCAGAACGAAGCAACUUCACGAGAGUACAAAGGCUUGUUUGCCUUACAUCAUUUUUGUUCCUAGCCAUGCUUACAAAUGCCAUAUUCUUCAAAUCCUCCGAAGAGGAACAAGAUGUUGGUGAAAUCAAAAUUGGACAUCUGAGGUUUUCUAUGACCAAUCUAAUCAUCUCGAUCCAAAGUAUUGCAAUCACUACCUUUCCUAUUAUAUUUGUUGUAUUAAUCUACAGGAAGAGUCGUCAAAAGCAAAUGAUCAAUCAUAAAGAUAAAUAUAAAGUUGAACAAUUAAAUGAAAAUAUUUCAAAAGCCAUGGAGAUGAACAAAAACUCUGCAAGUGAAGAUUCUUCUUUGGACGAUCCAUUUCUAAGAAAUCGUCUGCCAUUGCCGCACUGGACAGUUUAUAUAGCGUGGACAGUAAACAUACUUGCCAUUUUAGGAUCUACGUUUUACCUAUUUUUGAUAAGCAUGCAGUGGGGAAAAGCAAAAUCAGCAGACUGGCUUACGACCUUUGUUUUAAACUUCUUGGAAUCCUUUUUCAUUGUUGAUCCUCUAAAGGUAAUGUUAGUUGCUGUUAUAUUAGCUCUACUCUUCAAAAGGUCUCCAGAUGGCGAGGUACCUUCAGUGUCUGUUGAAGAACUCAAGAAAACAGUUUCUCUAUUUAAAGGAGGAGUCAAAAGAAGUGACAUUGUUUUUCUCCACGACUUGAUGAAACCAAAUGUAGAAAAUACCCAAAAUAACAUGCAGAAGUUGAAAGAAAAAAGGAAACAGGAAAUGCACGCAAAAGAGGCCUUAUUCACCUUAUUCUUUUACGCUUUAUUCAUUUUCAUAAUGUAUAGCAUCAGUUUCAUUGAAAGAGACCAGAGGUCGUAUCAUUUAAAGACGAACAUACACAAUUAUUUAUUCCAAGAAACAAAGUCAAAGAUGAACAAAACGGAAGAUUUUUAUAAUUGGAUGGAUACAGUUUUUAUCCCUAUUUACUAUCCAACAAAGAAUUAUGCAAAUUUGAAUUUAAAUUCUAUUGAUAAAAUGUGGUUUGGAGAUAUGGCUAAUAUACGAGUUGGUCCCGGUCGGAUUCGACAAGUUAGAAUGAAGAAAGUUGAAUGCGACUACUAUAAGCUGACUUGGUCCCACGUUUGUGUUGAAAUGUACAACGAAUAUGAGGAGGAUGAAGACAAAUAUUGUGUGGGAUGGACUACGUACAACGCGUCAGUUUGUGAGACAUUAGCUUACAAAAAUAGUGAAAUCACUGCAGAUGCAUGGAAGUUCACAAAAUCCAGUGAUAUUUGGGGAUCUCCUUUUAUGGGAGAAUAUGCCACGUAUGGCGGUGGAGGAUACAUCCUUAAGUUUACUAAAAACCUUGAAACAGCGAAAAUGAUGAUUGAUGAAAUUAGAAAACAUAAUUGGAUUGACAGGGGUACAAGAGCCAUUUUUGUUGAGUUCACUUUAUACAAUGGAAACACUCACUUGUUUACUUAUAUUACCUUUAGCAGUGAAACAACUGAAACAGGUGGAGUGUUUAACUGGGUUGAAAUUAGACCUUUUCGACCGCUUCUUUCUUUAGAUAGUUUAGGAACAUAUUCACUUGCUUGUUAUAUAAUGUUCUUUAUUUAUCAAAUUGCGCUAACAGUUCAAACGGUGAGGGUCAUUCGAAAAGAAGGCAUUUGGCUUUUUUUAAAGAUGACAUGGAAUAUUGUUGAUUCAGUUUGUUUGGUGCUUGGAUACUCAGCAAUUGGAAUAUAUGUAACAAGAAUGUCAUAUGCUAAUAAGGCAAUGGACAUCUUUUAUGAUGAUUUAGGAAAUUAUGGUGAAGACCGAUUUGUAAACUUUAAUCAUAUUGUCAUCUGGGACCAAACCUACAACGCAGUUGUAGCAGUGCUUGUUUUUACAGCAACGUUGAGAAUUAUCAGGAUUAUGGGAUAUAAUAAGAAAUUUACUGAAAUUGUAUCUGUUAUAACGGGGGCAGCAAAUGAGUUAAUCAGUUUUGGAAUUGUGUUUGUGAUCAUCUUCUCAGGUUUUGUUAUAAGCGGUUAUCUUUUGUUCGGAAGAAAUUUAAUGGAAUAUCAAAGCAUAUUUCAGGCCUGGACAACGCUUACAAAUGCCCUAAUAGGAAAGAACUCUCUCCAGCGCAUGUCACUUGCUGCACCAUAUUUUGCACAGGUGUACUAUUUUACCUAUGUCUUGUUUGUGAUAUUUACUCUUAUUACUGUAUUUGCCGCCAUUCUGAAUACAAGUAUUUCCCAUGUUCGCCAAGAAACUGCACAGCUUGGGGAUAUAUAUGGAAUUUUUGACAUGUUAAAGAAGUCAGUUAGGACCGUUUUUGGCGUGAUCAUGAAAGAAAAAAAGAAGUCAAAAGAAUCGCAAGAUAGAGAGGAAAUCCGACUGAAAGCCCGAAUGUUUUCGCAAAUUGAUGCCUCAAACAUAUUGAAACUUAUCCGAGACGUUUUCGAUGAUUUCCCAGCAACAAAGGAAUUCACAGAUACACCAAUGGGGGACGAGAGAGAAUUUUCAACACUGUUUAGAAAAACUCAGAGAUUCGACAGAGAAAUUUUUCCUCGCGUGGAGACUCCAGGGAAUAUUCUGAUUUCACUUGAUACUGAAAAUAGAAAAAAGAAAUUGCCUCAGCCUUACUUUGUGUUCUAAAACUAUAUCAUUCAACGAUAUUUGAAGUAAAAAUAUAAUAAUUUAUCCCCAAUUUUAAUUUUAUGAAGGCAUGCAUGUAGAUGCUUUUUAGUAGAACAUGAGGGAAAAUGUACUGUCCUCAGCGAUUUGGACACCUUAAGAACUGGGG